GUUGCGAUCUGCCAUUUUUCCGAGUCCGGCAAAUUGCUUUGGGUUCGGUAGAGUAAAAAAUAAUAUAAAAAAGUAAUUUAAUAAACGAUUUUGUAAUAAUUUUAUAAACAAUUAAUUACAAUCAUGACUGUGCCAGCUGUUUUUAUGGAUUUACCACCUGAGGAUCAGGCACAAGAACUCAGGAUUUAUUUCAAGAGUUUAGGAGCAGAAAUCAGUGAUGAAAAGUCUCCACGUGGAAUAGAGGACGAUUUGCACAAAAUAAUUGGAGUUUGUGAUGCUUGUUUUAAAGAGGGAAAUGAAGUAGAGAUUGAGAAUAUCUUGAAUGAUAUCGUUUCAAUAUUAAUUCAUAUACCUGUAGAACGUGCGGAAAAUCUUAUCUUAGUAUUUUGUGACAAAUUAAAGAAAGCUCCAGGCCAGAAGCUCGGACUUGUGUGUUUAAAAGCAUUAUGGCUGCUUUUCCAGUCAUUAGAAGAAAAGUCUCCAAUGAGAUAUCAUGUCUACUAUCAUUUGGUCCAGGUAGCACGUAAUGUUGGUCAAGUUCAUGCAGUUUACAGCGGGGUUGAACAAUUAAAGGAACAAUUCAAAGCUUUUCCACCAAAUAAUGAACAAAUGCAAAAAUUACUGCGUCUCUUGCAUGAAAUUUUACUUAGCUGCAAGCAAGGAGAUCGAGCAGCAGCAGUAAUGGUGGAACUGUUAGGUACUUAUACAGCAGAGAAUGCCAGUGAAGCUCGAGAAGAUGCUCAACAUUGCAUUCAAGCAGCUUUAGCUGAUCCAAAUACUUUUCUACUGGAUCCUCUACUAGCUUUAAAACCUGUGAAAUUUUUGGAGGGUGAAAAUAUCCAUGAUUUGUUAUUUAUUUUCGUCCAAGAAAAAUUACCUGCUUAUAUUAAAUUCUAUAAAGAACAUAAGGACUAUGUUGAACACACUGUUGGUUUAAAUCACGAGCAGAAUAUGAAGAAAAUGCGACUCCUGACUUUUAUGCAGCUUGCAGAGACCAAUCCAGAAAUGUCGUUUGAAACGAUACAAAAUGAACUGCAAAUCGAGGAGAAAGAUGUCGAGAGCUUUAUAAUUGAUGUGUUGAAAACCAAAUUAGUCCGAGCAAGAAUGGAUCAAGCCAACAAGAAAGUCCUCAUCUCCAGCACAAUGCAUCGAACUUUCGGUCGCCCACAAUGGAUGCAACUCCGUGACUUGCUGGCAGCAUGGAAAACAAAUUUAUCAUCGGUUCAAGAUGGAAUGAAAUCUGUUGCCGAUGCUCAGAUGGAAAUGGUGAUGAGGGGGCCAAUGCCUUCUAAAGCUCUUUAAUCACUUUGUUUUCAUUUAUAAAUUUUUCCAUACCGAUGUAAAUACUAAAUAAUUGGAAGUUAAUUCAUUAAUUUAUCUCAUUACUCUGCUCCACACUUGUCAAGCUAAUUUGGGUGACAAUAUUCAAAAAUGAAAGAAGUAUUAAAUUAUAAAUGAUUUAGUUGAAAAUUGAAAUAACCAUGAAUCAGCUGUCAGUUUUUUUGUAAAAAUGUUUCAAUCAAGAUAAUUUAAUAAAUU
Molecule: messenger RNA, 1539 nt
Organism: Chelonus insularis
Lineage: Eukaryota; Metazoa; Arthropoda; Insecta; Hymenoptera; Braconidae
Gene: eIF3m
Product: eukaryotic translation initiation factor 3 subunit m
Exons: 7
Coding region: 124-1302 (392 amino acids)
Biological process (GO): cytoplasmic translational initiation
Cellular component (GO): cytoplasm; eukaryotic translation initiation factor 3 complex
Molecular function (GO): translation initiation factor activity
Source: RefSeq, a predicted model, not a curated record